AUGGCUAUGAAUCAAUUCCUUAACGGUCACGCUAGAACAGCAUCAAAUCAUCAGAGGACUGCUCUUGGCGAAAUUGGAAAUAUGAUACAGAACGUUGUGCCCAGUGAUAAAUGUGGCUAUAUAGUGAACCCCUAUACAGAACUAAAGAAAAAUGUCAACGGAACACUUCCUUUCAAACAAACCAAGAAGAUACCCGAACGACUUAUCCAAUCUGUGAAAAACGUUCCUAGACGCGAAGUAGGUCAAGAAAAUACCAAUGGGGAAAUACACAUUGAAAGGGAUAACUUGAACAGUUAUUCCUCACAACACCUGGAUGUUAUAUACCCCGAUUCCAUGAAUACAGAAUAUACUGCGGAUAUAUUCAAAUACCUCAGGAACCAGGAAACCGAAUGCUCUCUAAAGGAGGGGUUCCUGGAGGGAAAAGAUAUAACCUCAAGAAUGCGUACAAUUCUGAUAAAUUGGAUAAUUGAGGUCCACAUGCAAUUUGAACUGCACAUAGAUACCCUCCAUCUAUCUGUAUCUAUUGUCGACAGGUUUUUGCAAGAAGAUGAAACAGUUACCCGAGAAAAUCUGCAGCUGCUUGGCAUUACUGCCAUUUUCAUUUCCUGCAAGUAUGAGGAAACAGAUGUCCUAGAGCUGAAAGACUUGGUCUACAUGUGUGAUAAUACUUUUUCUGGAAAGCAGAUUCUCGAAAUGGAGUGGAAAGUACUGAAGAAACUGGAUUUCAAAUUGGGAUGUCCUUCAUCUUUACGUUUCCUGAGGAGUUUCAACGAGAUUUCGGGUGUUCAAAGUGAGCAUCACAGUUUGGGAAAAUUCAUUCUCGAGCUGGCAUUGUUGGAGUACGAAACAUGCUAUAUAAAACCUUCUUUGCAAGCUGCUGCAGCUCAUUGUUUAGCAGUGGGUAUUCUUGGUGGAACUAUAGACUUGUCCCAACU
Messenger RNA from Leptinotarsa decemlineata (Colorado potato beetle), 935 nucleotides. RefSeq names its product G2/mitotic-specific cyclin-B2-like. NCBI's taxonomy places the organism in Eukaryota, Metazoa, Arthropoda, Insecta, Coleoptera, Chrysomelidae. Gene Ontology annotation, biological process: mitotic cell cycle phase transition. The record is from RefSeq and is a predicted model, not a curated record. Gene Ontology annotation, molecular function: cyclin-dependent protein serine/threonine kinase regulator activity.